Messenger RNA from Dendrobium catenatum, 1201 nucleotides. RefSeq names its product U-box domain-containing protein 35. The record is from RefSeq and is a predicted model, not a curated record. The coding region runs from base 237 to 1013 and encodes 258 amino acids. NCBI's taxonomy places the organism in Eukaryota, Viridiplantae, Streptophyta, Magnoliopsida, Asparagales, Orchidaceae. The transcript is spliced from 4 exons.
UCGAAGUUCCAAGUGGCAAAAGAGUUGGGUCUACUCCAUCAAGCUUACGCCUAAUGGUCACAAAUUUCAAACACAAAUAAAUAUUGCGUUCAAAUCUUACAAGUUUCAGCUGUUUGCAUACGACAAAGCGAAUGUGAAAGAAGACACAGAGCGUUCAUUUGUAACCUUCACCACUCAAUCCGAAGCUCUUUUAGAAAAUCCACCACCACCAGACACCGACAUCACCGGAAAAAAAUAUGCAAAAACUCUAUGGGGAGGGGUUAAAUGAUCAUUUAUCAUGGCAGAUCACCAGCAAGACGAAGAGUGGCGGCAGCGAGUGGGAGAUAGAGGAGGUGGUCGAGGAGAUUCAAGCCUCCACAGGUGCGCCCAGAAACUCUCUGAGCUUGUUGGCGGCGGCGGCAGUCGACGGCGAUGAGAUUUAUGUGGCUGUGGGAAAGAACAGCUCAAGCAUGGAAGCCUUGUCCUGGGCUCUGAAGCAUGUUGCAAAGCCUUCAAGUAUUGUCUACCUCAUACAUGUCUUCCCUGAGGUGCUUAGUAUUCCAACUCCAUUGGGAAUGCUCCCAAAGAGCAACGUGAAUCCACAGCAAGUAGACGCAUUUAUGAAUCAAGAGAGAAACAAGAGAAGGGAAUUGCUCCAGAAAUUUCUGAAUCUAUGCAUGGCUUCCAAGAUACAAGCAGAUACUCUGCUAAUUGAGAGUGAUUUAAUUGAAAAGGCCAUUGUAGAUCUUAUUCCAGUUCUACAUAUCAAGAGACUAAUCAUAGGAACCACAAAAUCAAACCUCAGGAAUGGAAAGCUGAGGAAGAAACGCAGUAAAGCAGAGGUAAUAUAUAACAAUGCACCUCAAUAUUGUGCAGUGAAGAUAAUCUGUCAAGGAAAAGAAGUUAAAGCUGCAGAUCAGACACAGUCAUCUUCCUCACCCUCCAAUAAUUCCAGUAGCAUUCAGGGAAAUGGAAAUGGAAGAAAAAACAGGAAUGUUAUGAGUUGUACAUGGUUCCCUAGAAAGUUUAUGUAGCAUUCUUCAUACAAUUCAUCAUCUGAAGUUUUUUUUUUAAUAUAUAGUUUCAUUUGAUGUGUAUCUGCUGAGUAGCAGCUCUGCUACGGAUUAGCAAAAGUUAGAAUGCCUCUCAAUUUUUCAUGUAUCCAAACAAAAAUUGCAUUUUGACGUGAAAAACACAAUUCAAUGAGUUUACUUUAGAUCUU